This is a messenger RNA of Schistosoma turkestanicum, 2221 nucleotides long. NCBI's taxonomy places the organism in Eukaryota, Metazoa, Platyhelminthes, Trematoda, Strigeidida, Schistosomatidae. The record is from the annotation of a GenBank genome assembly.
ACGAUCUGUUAGGUGGUUUAUCAAUUGAAGCAAAAAAUAGUUUUAUGUACAUUGGGAUGUACUCCAUCAGUUUUUCACGGUUCAAAUUGUCAGUUAUCACUAGCAAUCAAUCCAUCUGUUCCUGCUAAAUAUUAAACUUGAACAUCAAGGUGAAAUAGAACGUUCAGUCACUCCUGAAAGUUAUUAUCAUCUCCUCUUUUAGAUUUAAUACUCACCGUUGUAUGUCGUUUAGCGCAAAAACUAUUUUAUCUGACGAGUUUUGUAAAAGCAAAAUCUAUUCUGUAAUUCCUGUAUAUACUGCAUUUUUCUUUGACACUGUUUAUUUUUCUUAGUAAUGGCAGAUAGCGCUUCCGAAUUAGAACUGGAAUCUGAUGCGAGUUCCGUUGAUGGAACCAAAGACUCAUUGGUUACAAAUGAACAGAUUUUACGACGUAUCGAUUCUUUACAGCAAGAAAAUCGAGUUUUAAAAACUGAGGUUGAAACUUUGAAACUAAAAAUCAAAGGUUUGAACGACUUAAAUCAGCAACUGCGGCGUAAUAGUGUUAGUAUACAAGCAAAAGCAGAACAAGAAGAAGAGUAUAUCAGUAAUACUUUGUUGAAAAAGAUCACUGAAUUAAAGAAAGAGAAAGAAUCGCUAGCAUUAAAUUACGAACAGGAAGAAGAAUGUCUUACUAAUGAACUUAAAAAAAAAAAAAAAAAAAAAAAAAAAAAAAAAAAAGCUCUUGAGCGUACUUUGGCACGUGAACAAGAAAAUCAGGUGAGCAAGUUAAUGAGAAGAAUUGAGAAAUUAGAAACGGAUAUGAAUCACAAACAAGAUUGUUUGGAUCGUUUACGCAGAGAGAAAAUUGAAUUAGAGAAUGCACUUGAACAGGAGCAAGAAGCUUUAGUGAACAGAUUAUGGAAAAAGAUGGAAAAGCUUGAAUCUGAAAAGAAGAUUUUACGAGAGAAAUUAGAAUCUGUUGGUGCCCCGCUGCCAAGCCUUUCAAGUAGCCAAAACCUUGGCAGUAUUUCAGAUGGCAUACAUAACAGUUUAGCAGUCCCCCGUCCUAUCAGUAGCGGACCCGGUAGUCUUCGUAGUUCUUUCAGACAGCACAAUCAUCCACCGCAUACUACAUCUUGUUCAAUUGGUACUUCUCUUUCUGCUGCUCCAUGUCCCGUUUCUCCUGGUAGAAUAUCUACUUCAUCCGGAAGUGAAGAAAAAGCUCCCCAGUCAAGCCAGUGUUCCACGAUCCCCAACGAUGUAUCUUCAAAAUCUAAUAUCUGUGAAUGUAAUGGCGCACCAUUUACACUACCACCUCAAAGCCCAAUGGAUAUCGAUGCAUUAGAUCCUAACGCAAGUGGUGCAACUAGUCCAUGUGGAAGUGUUGGCUUGCAAUCACUCCCAACUACUCCAAGUCACUCACAUUCUUUAAAGAGUCCUUCAACACCUUGCGCUGUGCAUAAAGUGGCUGUUUCUCAAGAUCUUCCUACUAAUCAGCCAUCAGAUGUCGUUCUUAGCACUUCUACUCAUAUGAUCUCCACAUCGUACGUCAAUCGAUUACGUGAUGAAGUUUGUCGUCUACGUAAAUUACUUCAGCGUUAUGAAGCGGAGUCUGCCUCUAAGAUGCCUCAGUAUGAAUCGGAAGAAAAAUCGGUCGCUGAGGAAAACCGGCGUUUGAGGAAAUUGCUUCAGGUUGAGAAAGAAAGACGUGAGGCAUUGUCUAGACAAUUGAGUGAGAGUGAAUCAAGCUUGGAAAUGGAAGAUGAAAGACUGUUUAAUGAAGCUAGUCGUUCCACUCGCCUAAGGACCAUUUCGGAUUGCACAUCUCCAUUUCAACCCCCUGUUCCUGCUCCGUGGACAUCUGGUGGCAAUACAUCUUCGUCACUGUAUGGCCCCGGUCAUGCAUUUGCUGUUGCUGUUGCUGCUGGUGUGGGUGGGCAUCCAGUUUCACGGGUUUGUCGAGAAUGUGGCCAAACAUUAAUUAGUCCUUGUUCAACUGAUUCUACUUCUACAUCAAGUAGUCGGUUAGCAUCAACUUCAUUGCACAAUAAUAAUCAUGUGAGUAGCUUACGUAAUUGUUCUGGUCGUUGUUGCUCUCCAAUCAGUACUGUAAACACCUCAGAGGCACAUUCAGUUCAUACUUCAAACUCCCCUUCUACGCCAACAACAUCAUCUUUAAACAGUGAUCAUUUUCUAAAGCCAACUUAUCCAGCUGCUGUAAGUCCGCAACAAAAUUCAUAA